AUGCAGUUUCUGCAAUUCUUUUUAUGCAUUACCGUUUUGUUACUAUACUGCAAUGUGUCUAGAUCAGCUUUCUUGUGUGAACUAAAUCAAGCCAACCCUUUCAAAGUUGCACUUACCAGCACUGUAGAUAUUGCAGGUAAAGGAAACUUCACGACCAUUCAAAGCGCCGUUGAUUCUAUUCCUUCAGGCAACACUAAGUGGAUACGGAUUCAAAUUUUUGCUGGCGUAUACAGAGAAAAAGUCACAAUCACAUACGAUAAAACAUGCAUUUUCCUUGAUGGAGCAGGCAGCCGGGAAACAUUUAUUGAAUGGGAUGGUCAUGAACGUACGAAUACUAGCGCUACUUUCACUUCAUAUGCUGAAAAUCUUGUGGUGAAAGGCAUUGGCUUUAAGAACACAUACAAUUUGGGGCCAAAACAGAACGACCUCGUACCAGCUUUGGCAGCUGAAAUACUUGGGGACAAGGCUGCUUUCUACAACUGCAGCUUUUUUGGGGUGCAAGAUACGUUGUGGGAUGUAGGCGGCCGCCAUUACUUUUACCAAUGCUACAUCCAAGGUGGAGCUGAUUUUAUAUUUGGCAAGGGUCAAUCAUUCUAUGAGCAAAGUGUCCUAUAUUAUUCAUUGGAAACAUAUGGUCAGGGAACCUACAUCGGCUAUAUAACAGCACAGGGGAGGGACUCAGCUGAUGAUCCUUCUGGCUUUGUGUUUAAAGAUUGUGUGAUUCUUGGGAAAGGUAAAGCUUACCUUGGGAGAGCUUGGAAAGCUUUUUCCAGAGUAAUUAUUGCCAAUUCAAAGUUAUCAGAUAUAGUAGUCCCAGUGGGCUGGGAUGCUUGGCAAUUCGUGGGCCAUGAAGAUCAACUUACAUAUGCAGAGGAGGAUAAUUCUGGACCGGGAGCUGACACUUCCAAACGUGUUCCUUGGCAAAAGAAAUUGAGUGAAGGUGUCAAGGGUAAUGGUCAUGUAAAAUUUAAAUGUCCAACAUUCUUGAAGUUUAAGGUUAAGGCUAUGGCUGUAACCCUUAGUGAUGAUGAAGUUUCUGACAAUGAGUCUGACAAAACUGGUUUAGGUUUUGUAAAAAGCAUCUUUGUGCCUGAAACUCAUUCCCCAAACUUUGUUCCUUCUUCUAAGCCCCCCGUGAGUGAGAUUGUCAAACAAGCUGAAGUUACACCUCCUAGGAAAAUUAGAGUUGAUCUUUAA
Molecule: messenger RNA, 1197 nt
Organism: Quercus lobata
Lineage: Eukaryota; Viridiplantae; Streptophyta; Magnoliopsida; Fagales; Fagaceae
Product: probable pectinesterase 66
Exons: 7
Coding region: 1-1197 (398 amino acids)
Biological process (GO): pectin catabolic process; cell wall modification
Molecular function (GO): pectinesterase activity
Source: RefSeq, a predicted model, not a curated record